Messenger RNA from Fonsecaea pedrosoi CBS 271.37, 1194 nucleotides. RefSeq lists its product as uncharacterized. The transcript has 3 exons. Bases 1 to 1194 code for a protein of 397 amino acids. Gene Ontology annotation, molecular function: oxidoreductase activity; zinc ion binding. The record is from RefSeq and is a predicted model, not a curated record. NCBI's taxonomy places the organism in Eukaryota, Fungi, Ascomycota, Eurotiomycetes, Chaetothyriales, Herpotrichiellaceae.
AUGCCUCCAGCUACAAUGCGUGCCGUCGUCCUGAAGGGUGACUUCCAUGUCGAGGUGGAAGACAGACCUACCCCGAAGGUCCAGAAGCCGACCGACGCCGUGCUCAAGGUCACUUCGACUGCUCUAUGCGGCUCGGACCUCCAUUUCUACCGAGGCCAUCUGAAGUGCCCGCCAAACUUCAUCUGCGGUCACGAGUUUGUGGGGACCAUUGCCGAGAAAGGCGACGCCGUCACCAACUUCAACAUUGGCGACAAGGUCGUGGUUCCCUUCUACACGGCCUGUCAGGAAUGCUACUACUGCGUGCGCGGACAGGCCAGUCGGUGCAGCAAAGGCGAGUUGUUUGGUAACUCGGUCCCGGCCAACGCGAUCGAUGGCGGACAAGCCGAGUACGUGAGGGUGCCGUUGGCGAAUACUACUCUGGUCAAAGCUCCGCCUGGUGAGUAUUCUCUCUCCCUCUUUGAGCACCAGCUGUUCUUUUCUUUCCUUGAAAAGCGAGCUUUUCUCAUUGACGUGUGUAUCAUCACCACAGGAAUUCCUGAGGAGAUGCUCGUUCUCAUGGCCGACAUCUUCCCCACGGGGUACUUCGCGGCACAGCGCUUCCUGAAGAACCUCCCGCAGCGUGACCGCGACGAGUUCACGACGGUGGUGAUCGGGUGCGGGCCCGUGGGUAUCUGCGCCAUUACGUGCGCGCUGACCAUGGUCAAGACGGUGUACGCGAUUGACUCGAUCCCGGAACGACUGGCCGAGGCGGAGAAGAUUGGGGCAAUCCCGAUCAACCUGAACGACAAUCCAGUGGAGAAGAUCAAGGCGGCCAGCGGCGGACGCGGAGCCGACGUGGUGCUCGAGGUGGUGGGCCACGCCGACGCCUUCAUGCUAGCCUUUGACAUGAUCCGGCCGUUUGGCCAGAUCUCGUCCAUCGGCGUGCACACGGAGACGAUCCCGCUCAACGGCCUGCUGUGCUACGGCAAGAACGUCACCAUGGCCUUUGGCCGCUGCCCCGUGCGCAGCAUCUUUGAGGACGCACUCGACAUCCUGGUCAAGGAGCAGAAAAAGGUCGCCUUCCUGUGCGGCCGCACCAUGUCCCUCGAGGACGCGCCCCAGGCCUACAAGGACUUUGAGGCCCGCAAGGUCCAUAAGAUUGUCUUCAAGAUGCCCGGCGAGCAGACUGGCCAGUCCAUUGCGGACAAGGUGUAA